Molecule: messenger RNA, 979 nt
Organism: Pollicipes pollicipes
Lineage: Eukaryota; Metazoa; Arthropoda; Thecostraca; Pollicipedomorpha; Pollicipedidae
Product: E3 ubiquitin-protein ligase synoviolin A
Exons: 4
Coding region: 98-601 (167 amino acids)
Source: RefSeq, a predicted model, not a curated record
CGCCGCCGGCCCCGGCCCCGGUCCGCAGCCAGGUGCCGCCGGCGCACCGACCGCUCCGCUGCCUCCGCAUCUUCCCACAUUCCCGUUCAACCAGUUUAUGAUGAUGCCGCCGAUGCCGCCGCCGCCGACCGACCUCUCCGGCCUGACGGAGGCAGAGCUGCGCCAGCUCGAGCUGCAGGAGCGCGCCGGCGUCGAGGCGCGCAUCCGCUGCCUGCGAGACAUCCGCACGCUGCUGGACGCGGCCGUGCUCAUGAUGGACCAGUACAGCCGCGCCGCCGCCGUCAGCUCUGGGCCAGCGACUGCCUCUGCCGCCGCCGCCGCUGCUGCUGCUGCUACCGGAGCCGCCACGACUGGAGGAGCCGCCGCGGCCGCCACCAGUCCGGCUAGCACUGCAACCGAGGCUGCCGCCACGGGCGGAGCGUCAGCCGCCGCCGCGCCGCCGGCGCCGGGACCGACCGCCGCGGCCGAGGCGGCGGCGCCAGCCACUACUGAGGCCCCGGCCGCCGCGGCCGCCGAGACACCGGAGCAGGCGCGCCAGGCGGAGCUGCGCCGGCGGCGCGUGCAGCACUUCCAGCGCGAGCAGCAGGAGGGCGCGCUGUGACGCGCACCGGCGGGCGACCAGAGGCGGGCUGUGCGGCGGGGAGCGCCGGAGCGCACGAGAGUCAGGCGGUGGCGCGGCGCGUGCGACGCAGUCGGACCGUCACCUGACGGCGGCGUGUUGUGUUGGUUCUCUAACAAGUAUUGCCGGGUCGCGAGCCCCGGCGAGGCGUCGUGUCCGCCUUGGCGCGGGCGGCGGCGCGGCGCCGGGGCGGGUGUCGGUUUGUUGCCGGUGUGCACAGUUUUAUUUAUUGCUAGCCCGCGGCGCGGGCCCCGGCCGGGUGGGUGCGUGUUCUCCGGGUAGUUUGUGUGCCGCCGGUCCCUGGGAAGCCAGACGGAGGCGACCGUGGCCAUCUCUGACCAAUACACCGAACGUGCUAAU